Messenger RNA from Lethenteron reissneri (Far Eastern brook lamprey), 2591 nucleotides. It is a transcript of the gene LURAP1, whose product is annotated as leucine rich adaptor protein 1. NCBI's taxonomy places the organism in Eukaryota, Metazoa, Chordata, Hyperoartia, Petromyzontiformes, Petromyzontidae. The record is from RefSeq and is a predicted model, not a curated record. Gene Ontology annotation, biological process: positive regulation of canonical NF-kappaB signal transduction.
CAGUCACUACGAUUGUUCCCGUCCCUGGCGCGCGGCGUCACAUCCGCGAGGGGCGUGGGACGGCCCCUCAACUACAGCGCGCAGACGACGGAGACGCCUCCUCCUGCGAGCCGGCUCCAUCCCCCCUCUCUCUCUCUCUGUCACACAUCACACACACACAACGCUCAUUCUCUCACAUCACACACACACACAACGCUCAUUCUCUCACAUCACACACACAACGCUCCCUCUCUUACAACGCACACAUAACGCUCUCUGUCACAAUACACACACAACGCUCCCUCCCUUCCUUUCUCACACACAACACACACACGACUCUCUCUCACAACACACACACACACAACGCUCCUUCUCUCUCUCCAUCCCACACAACACACACACAACGUUUGCUCGCCGCUUGCUGCUGCUGCUACAACAGAAGCAGGAGGUCAGAGAUGAGCAGGUGGUGACGGGUGGGGGGGAGAUGUAGAAGGAGAUUUUCUGAAGGUGUCGGUACCGUCCCGUCGGAAAGGCGGCUCAACGGAGCUCCGUUUCGCAUCAUCAUCAGCGGCAGCGGCAUCAGUGCCAUCAGCAACAGCAGCAGCAUCAGCAGCAGCAUCAUCGUCUUUGCGAUGUGACCACGACGACCACGACGACGACGAUGCCUCCUCCUCUCGCCCGGCUCUGCGCGGCUGCGGGCUCCCCUCGGGUGCCGCGGGGCUCUGCUCGCUCGGAGCCCCCGAUGGGGGUCUGCUGGCAAGUCCCGGCCCUUUAGCGUGGGGUCACCACCACCACCACCCGCCACAACCAUCGCAGCCACCACCAGCACCAGCAGCAGCAGCAGCAGCGCCAUCUCGUCUCCAGCCCGACCCCGUCGCUGCCCAUGGACGAGGCGGCUCCCCCGGGCGUGAGCUCGCAAGCCCUGAGGGAGCUGGAGGGUCGCCUCGGCCGCCGCAUGCCCGAAAGCCUCGCGCGGUGCCUGCCGCGGGGCGAAGAGCCUCCGACGAGCAGUCGUGCCGCGCCCGGAGAUCGCGGGCCGCCCCGCAGGGACCCCCUCGUGCCCGAGGAGCGGGGACCCCGCAGGGACCCCCUCGGAGCAGGCAAGCCGGGCGCAUCGCCCGGCCGCCUGGAUGAGCUGAUCGCCACCCUGCGAGCAGACAUGACCGGCCUCCGCGUGCUCGACUCGCGGAUCCUGACGCAGCUGCUGGCGGCGAACGAGGGCCUGGAGGCGCUGCGGUGGCUGCUGGAGGACCGCGCGGGCCUGUGCGAGGAGGCCAGCAGCCAGUUCAGCGGCAGCCUCUACAGCCUGCCCGACGAGAGCCAGGAGUCGGGCUCCCCGCGCGACAGCUGGGCUUGCCAGCCGGGCUCCGACCUCGCCGACAACCUGGACCGCAUCUCCGUGGGCAGCCUGCUCGACGCGCUGGCGGACGACAGUUCGUGCGAGCUGAGCUUCGGCUCGGGCGAGCAGGCGCAGUGGCGCGACGCCUUUCAGCAGGGUCAGAGGGCGAGCGCCGUGGACGAGCUGAGCAAGGCGCCGGCGGCUGGGCAGCCGGGAGGAGGCGGAGGUUUCUUGUGCAACGGGGACCUGGUGACGGACGCUCGCCCUGGCGUGGUGCGAAGCGACUCCCUCGCACAGUCCGACGGGGCCGCGUGGCCCAAGGCCAUAGACACCAACUUCAACAUCAGGGACUACCGAGUGCUCGGCCUGAAAUGCAAUGGAAAUGUGCACUCGUGAAAAAAAUAUGAACUGGGCCGUGAAUGUGCCGCAGCGUUGCGGGAUUUUUUUUUCUCUUCUCAUUUCAAUGGGACUGCGCUUGCGUUGGAAGUGGGACCGGUGGUAUUUACACGUUUGACGGCGUGUGUGACCUUCACCCAAAUGCGGAGGACGGGCGGCAGCAGCCCGGUUUAUUCAGCCGCAGCAGCGACUCGUGUUGUUCUCACGUCGGAAUAACCCCCCCCCCCCCCUCCUUGCUGUCGUUACCCCUGCUCAUCGCUCGUGUGCGGCCCCUCGCCUGUCUCGGAUACAUAUUAACGAUGAAAUGCCCUCCCCUCGCUCACCAUCAGCUUUACGUGGGCUGCACCAUCCCCCACUUCCCCUCCCCCCAACCAAGAACCUGCAGGUAAAAGACACCCCCCCCCCACCCCCCCUCGUAUGCGUAGCGGUCGCUCCCCGGCACCGGCGGAGCCCAUUGCAGUCCCCCUGCGCUGCUGCCACCGCCUACGCUGCCGUGGUUCCAAAGCAAAGUGCUGCACCCUCUCCACUGUCACCACUCUCUCCACUCUCUCCACUGUCACCACGUUUGGCCGGUACGAGCCCGGCAUGGGAAGGUGACGACCUGCGGGAGGGGCCCCUCGGCCCGAGAAGUCGGCCGGCCACUCUGCCCGCACUCUGCCCGCACGAUGCCCAUCACGAUGCCCGCAUGCCGCCACGCGCACGGGAAAAUUCCUGACCGUUCCUAGCGACGCUUCUGUUUAUCGCCGGCGUGUUGGGUUUUUUUUGUCGUCAGCGAUGCUGCUGCUGCUGCUGUACAUUUAACUUGCCUAACAUUGAAUUAAAAAAUACGAAAUGUUGAGUAAAUAAAUAAAUACAGAAUUAAAAUUAUCCUCAUGAA